AUGAAUCCCAUGUUGUUGAGAAAACUGCAACAUGUUCCAGAAGCAGAUAGUUCUGAUGAUGUCACACAUAGUCCUAUGAAAAUAUCUGAUAAUUCUGUAAUAGAGAAACAUGAAAAUUCCAUAGCAGAAAAAACAGUAUCAAGUAAACAUGUCAAACCAAAACCUUCUAUGUUUAAAACAACACAAAAGUCAAAAAUUCGAUUUAUUCAGUCUUCAGAUAGUGAAGAUGAUAUAAUAAAACCACAUUUGAGUUUAAACAGAAAGAACAAAAUUCUGAAUGACAGUAAACAAGAAUCUGGAUCUAGUCAAUAUUUUCCAACUCUAAAGAGGGAGCUGAAUAGCUUACCCAAUGUAUCAUCAUUAGUUUCACCUGGAAGUGAUAUCUGUACAAAUGAGGUAGAUGAAAAGGAAGCAAUAGAAAGCGAUGGACCACAAACUCCAAGAAAACUUAUAAGAACUAGAAAGAGAGAAAAUAUUGUGCUAUCAGAUACUGAUAGUAAUAGUCCAAAUUUUAAAAGUAGUCCCAAGGGACCUCUGAAAAAUAAAUGGGCAGGACCAGAUUUCAAAUUGAAUUUAAAGCCUUUAGGCUUAGGAAAACAAUUGGAUUCUUGGAUUCAGUCUACAAAAGCGAAACCUGUAAUGUCUUCAGUACCUGUCACAAAGAAUAAGUUAGAAGAUAGAUGCAAACAUUUAAAGGACUUACAAAUAGAAACUCUUGAAAAAUUUUAUAAUGCAUUAGAUCAAAUUCCACUGCCCGUUUUAGAAAAUUUCCCAAAUUUUAAUGCACGUACGUAUCAAGACUUAAAAAUUCUGUAUCAACACAUUAAAGCAAAAGUGCGCCUAACUGAAACGAAAUUGACACACUUACAAAAUGAAGAAGAUCAGAAACUUGCCAAUGAAAAGGUCUAUGAAAAUAUAAAUAGUUAUAGAGACAGUUCUAUGUUACCUACAAUGCCAGGAACUUUAAAUCAGCAAUCAAUACUAAGCAUUUCGGAUAAUGAUAGUUUUAAUUUGUCUACUAUUAGUUUGUCCGAUUCGAAUUGUGUCAAUGUCAUGAAAAUGGAAAAUACAUUUUCACCAGCAGCAAAAGAAUUGUGUCCAACUUUGGAGAAGAGGAAUGAAUCACAAGUAAAAGAACAGAAGGAUAAUAAUACCCUAUAUUCUUCACCAAUUCAAGCUAAAUCGUACGAUUCUAUAGCUCAAGGAAAAAAAAGUACAUUUCAAUUGAAAAGACCUAUUAAAGCAACUUUAGGAACACAAGUCUCUAAGAAGAUAGGAGAGAUUUGGGAAAAAGAAGAAAAGUCUAGAACUAUCAAUACUAAACCAAUAGUUUCUAGUCUUGAUGUACACGCAACAGCUAACAAUGUAUAUAAAGAUGAAAGAGUUGAAAGUAAUGAAAGUAUACAUCUUUUACAGAAAAACGAGAAAAACAGUUUUCAAUUCAGUGAAAAGUUGAAGCAUGAAAAUACUCUGAAUGAUUGGAAUGACACACUGGAUACAUGCGGUAAUACCUCAUACUCUGAAGACAUAGUGGACUGUUUAACUCAAGAACUUGAACAGUUCCCGGAAUUAAAUAAAGAUUGCAACGUAAAGUCGAGCUGGAAUUCUUCGGGAAUUGGAACAGGAGCAACACAAAAUACCAAUGUUAAAGGGAAUAGUAAUGAAGAUAAUACAGAAGGGAUGAAGUCAAGUAAAAAGAAAUUAGAAGUGGGUAAUUUUACUGGAAAUUAUAAAAACGAUGGCAUCAGUGGUGAAUUUGAUGGUUUAAAUUAUCCAUAUUCACGAGAAAUGUUAAAGAUUUUUAGACAAAAAUUUGGAUUAUAUUCAUUCAGACCGAAUCAAUUGCAAGCAAUUAAUGCUGCACUUUUGGGGUUUGACUGUUUUGUGUUAAUGCCAACUGGAGGAGGAAAAUCCUUAUGUUAUCAGUUACCAGCGCUUUUGUUACCUGGCGUAACAAUUGUAAUUUCUCCAUUAAAGAGUCUUAUUCUUGAUCAAGUUCAGAAGCUCACAUCCCUUGAUAUUCCAGCUGCACAUAUGUCUGGAACACAGACAGAUAGUCAGGUGGAAGGAAUAUAUAGAGAACUUUCGAAGAAAGAACCAGCCCUUAAAUUACUAUAUGUAACACCAGAAAAAAUAUCAGCAUCACAAAAAUUUUGUAAUCUUCUAGCUACAUUGUAUGGUAGAGGCUUAUUAGCAAAAUUCGUUAUUGAUGAAGCACAUUGUGUAAGCCAAUGGGGUCACGAUUUUCGACCUGAUUACAAAAGAUUGAAGUGCCUUAGAGAAAAUUAUCCUAAAGUGCCCACAAUUGCUCUAACAGCAACGGCUACGCCAAGAGUUAGAACCGAUAUACUGCAUCAGUUAGGUCUUACGAAACCAAAAUGGUUUAUGUCGAGUUUCAACAGGCCAAAUUUAAGAUAUAGCAUAAUUGCAAAGAAAGGGAAGAAUUGUGCAGAGGAAGUAAUAGGUUUGAUACAAACAAAAUAUAAAUCGGAAUGCGGUAUUGUAUAUUGUUUGUCUCGUAAAGAUUGUGACACCUAUGCUAUGCAAAUGAAGAAGAAUGGCAUCCGAGCAUUAAGUUAUCAUGCUGGGCUUACAGAUAAUAUGCGAAGUGACACACAAGGUCGUUGGAUUUCGGAAGAAAUUAAAGUAGUCUGUGCAACAAUAGCAUUUGGAAUGGGCAUUGACAAACCAAAUGUGCGUUUUGUAAUACAUGCAACUCUUCCGAAAUCAAUUGAAGGUUACUAUCAAGAAAGUGGUCGCGCUGGUCGAGACGGAGAAAAUGCAGACUGUAUUUUAUUUUACAAUUAUGCUGACAUGUAUAGAAUAAGGAAAAUGGUUGAAAUGGAUAAUCAAAAUCCUGAUGUAAUAAAAACUCAUAUGGAUAAUUUAUUUAAAAUGGUGUCGUUUUGUGAAAACAAAACGGAUUGUCGCAGAACAUUGCAACUGAAUUAUUUCGGAGAAUUGUUUGAUCGACAACAGUGCGUUGUUAAUAAAGCAACAUCAUGCGAUAAUUGUAGAAUUAAAGAUGAUUUCACUAUGUUAGACGCAACAGAUCAGGCAAAGAAAAUUAUGCAAGGAGUCCGUGAAAUGAUUCAAAUGAGGAAUUGUAAACUCACAGCAGUACUUCUCACAGACAUAUUUAAAGGAAGCGAUCUCAAGAAAAUUCGGGAGGCAGGUCUUAAUAAACUUUCUUUAUAUGGGUAUGGCAGAUCAUGGAAUAGGGGCGACAUAGAACGUUUGCUACAUCAUAUGGUGCUGGAAGGAUAUUUGCAAGAGCAUAUGUAUAUCAAUAACGAAAUUGCUUGUGCUUAUGUUAAAAUUGGUCCGAAUGCAAGUGAACUUAUGACAAAAAACGAUGCGAAGGUCUUGAUUCCCAUGAGAUCAUCGAAUAACACCAGUACCGCAGUCGCAACUGUAUCUACAGUGACAAAGAAAGUUGAUAAAGUCCUUCUGGAGCUGCAAGACCGUUGUUACAAAGAGCUCAUGGAGAUAAUAAAAGGAAUUGCUGGAGCGCUCGAUAUUUCGGCAUCUUCGGUAAUGAAUAUGAUUGCAAUCAGGGCGAUGAGUCAGAAGCUACCAGAUAGCGAAGAAGCUAUGUUAGAAAUACCACAUGUUACUAAGGCAAAUUUUGACAAAUACGGGAAAGCUUUGUUGGAUAUUACACAAAAAUAUGCUGCAGAAAAAUAUGUGCUAUUAAAUGAAGACGUGGCAGAGAGUAAUGACAGCAAUGAUGACGAUAACGAUACGUGGGAUACCGGUGCUGCUACAAAUUAUGGUAACACGUAUACAACCCGCGGCAGAAAACGUAAAGGUAGAGGCGGUUAUCGAAAUACCGCUAAAAGAAUCAAACGAACGACAUCGAGUACACGGAGAGGAAAGACUACGGAAAAAGCAAAAGUUACAACAUCAAGCAGGGGUCCAGGACUUGUAAGUUUUACCCAAAGGAAAGAAUACCUCUCAAAUCCUAAUAGGUACAUGCAAAUUAGUUAGUAUUCUUUUCUUUUGUAAUAUACCUUUGUAU
This is a messenger RNA of Dufourea novaeangliae, 4021 nucleotides long. RefSeq names its product Bloom syndrome protein homolog (gene Blm). NCBI's taxonomy places the organism in Eukaryota, Metazoa, Arthropoda, Insecta, Hymenoptera, Halictidae. Gene Ontology annotation, cellular component: cytoplasm; chromosome; nucleus. The coding region runs from base 1 to 3990 and encodes 1329 amino acids. The transcript has 14 exons. The record is from RefSeq and is a predicted model, not a curated record. Gene Ontology annotation, molecular function: 3'-5' DNA helicase activity; four-way junction helicase activity; nucleic acid binding. Gene Ontology annotation, biological process: DNA replication; double-strand break repair via homologous recombination.